CUUUCCAGGGAGUUUGUUAGGGCACAGAAGUACAAGACCGAAGCAGAACAAUUCGGAUGGAGUUUUGUUUUCCAGGAUUUUGUUUCGGACGAAUUGAAAAGCAAAGUGACCCAACGGAUUGAGUCAGCUCCCUGGUGGCUGCCUAUUGAAAAGGUGUUUUGGAGACAGCCUACAGGUCCCAGUUCAGGUAUAAAAGACAGACUGGAUUACCCCGUUGUUCAGGUGAGCUGGAACGAUGCCCAGGCCUUCUGUAAGUGGAAAGGGAAGAGGCUUCCUAGCGAGGAGGAGUGGGAAUUUGCCGCCAGAGGUGGGCUGGAAGGCAGGACAUUCCCAUGGGGGAACAAGUUUCAAGCAAACCGGAGCAAUCUGUGGCAGGGUCCAUUCCCAGACGAGGACUCUGCAGAAGAUGGGUAUCACGGUGUUUCUCCUGUCAAGGCGUUCCCUCCUCAGAAUAACUACGGGCUGUGUGACAUGCUAGGGAACGCGUGGGAGUGGACAGACUCCGAGUACCUGUCUGAGGCUUCGCCCCCCGGCCGCCACACCCCUCACAAGAUGUUUGUCCUUCGAGGGGCAUCCUGGAUUGACAGUGUUGAUGGGUCAGCCAAUCACAGGGCUCGAGUCACUACCAGAAUGGGAAACACUCCAGACUCUGCUUCUGAUAACCUGAGCUUUCGCUGCGUGGCCAGCGUUGAACUCAAAGAGCAGAAGACUCAGCGUGAAGCCGAGCUGUAAGAAGCCACAAGCAGUUUGAGAAGAAGCAGACUUUGAGACGUUAACUGCGGGGUGAUUGUUACAUUUCUCCUAUGGAGAGUGGAGACAGCGAUUGUUUCUUUGAACACUUUUUCCCAGUACAAGAAGUAAGACGAAUAAAAGAAUAACUGUAACGGCA
Polyodon spathula (Mississippi paddlefish) is the source of this 889-nucleotide messenger RNA. It is a transcript of the gene sumf2, whose product is annotated as sulfatase modifying factor 2. The transcript is spliced from 7 exons. Gene Ontology annotation, cellular component: endoplasmic reticulum. The record is from RefSeq and is a predicted model, not a curated record. The annotation marks the transcript as partial. NCBI's taxonomy places the organism in Eukaryota, Metazoa, Chordata, Actinopteri, Acipenseriformes, Polyodontidae.